Molecule: messenger RNA, 3503 nt
Organism: Salarias fasciatus (jewelled blenny)
Lineage: Eukaryota; Metazoa; Chordata; Actinopteri; Blenniiformes; Blenniidae
Product: carboxypeptidase N subunit 2-like
Exons: 2
Coding region: 235-2505 (756 amino acids)
Cellular component (GO): plasma membrane
Molecular function (GO): protein binding
Source: RefSeq, a predicted model, not a curated record
GAAAACAAAUAUGCUUGUAGCCCUUCUACAGAGACUUGAAGCCUCUUAAAAAACACACCCCUUGACCCUUAUCUCAUAGUCCAGAAGUAUGUUAUGCCACGCCUCACAUGGGACGCAACAUACUCGAGACUUACUGGUCAACAUAGAUACAAAGAGAUAACUGAUGAGACUGCACUUGUUUGUUUUCCUCCAUGACUUCAAAUUCCAGGAGCAGGAAAAAAUCGGUGAAUAACAAUGUUGAGACAAGAAAUCAUCAGCUUUUUUCUGUAUUUAUUGCUCAAGUCUUCACUGACUCAAGAUCAACCAUGUACAUCAGGUGUGUGCCCGGAGUUCAACCAGCAAGUUUUUGGCUCAUCUGAGACCAUCCCUCCCACACUGAAACCUGGUGUGCUCGCAGUGUUUUUUGUGUCUAGCCAAAUUCAAACAAUUCCUAAAGCAGCCUUUCUUAUGAGCCCACAGCUUGAAAAGCUGGAGUUCGUGACCAGUGAGACUCUGUCAUCUAUUGAGGUGGGAGCUUUCGAAGGCUUGACUAACCUGAAGCAACUGGAGAUCUCCUCCAGUAUUUUGAACUCUGUUCCAGUGGGUGUCUUCAAAGGCCUGAGCAACCUGGAGAUUAUCAUACUUAAAUUUAACAGGAUACAAAGACUUGACAAAGGCUUGUUUGAAGGCCUUGAAAAAUUAAGAGAGCUCCAAUUACAUGGGAAUGAGAUUGCAUUAAUUGAAGAAGAGACAUUUGAUGGCCUUGACAAUCUUGUUUUACUCAACUUAGGCAAAAACAAUCUUACUGCGGUAUCCACUGACUUGUUCUCAAACCUUCAAAAACUGCAAGUAUUAAGGCUUUAUGAAAAUCAGCUGAGCAGCAUACCUGAGGACAUUUUUCAUAAAUUUCCAAACCUGAAAGAAAUUGGUUUGCAUGGCAACAGAUUACAGGAACUGUCACCCAAUCAGUUUAAACACAAAGACAAACUAAAUAAGCUGACUUUGGACAAUAACCUUCUGACUACUUUACCUGAAGGAUUUUUUGUUGGUUUACCACAGCUUAAAACAUUGAGCCUAAGCCAAAACAAACUGACCAGUCUACCACCUGUACUUUUUGGAGAAAUGCCUAGACUGACUGAAUUAAGGCUCAGUCAAAACAACCUUGACACUCUUCCUUAUGGAAUAUUUCACCCUCUGAAGAAAGUGAAGACGUUGGAUUUGUCUAAAAACCACUUGGAGACCUUGUCUGCGGAGUUUUUUGAUGGUCCUGAGAAGCUCACAGAACUCAAUCUGCAGGGUAAUAAGAUAAAGUCACUGGAUGUGGAUGUGUUUGAAAAGCUGCAGUCGUUAAUCACACUAAAGCUUGCUCAAAACAGCCUGAAGACACUUCCUGAAGAUAUUUUUGUGCCUUUGAAAAAACUCAAAAAACUUUACCUUGAUGACAAUCCCUGGCAUUGUGACUGUAAUCUAAUAGGUUUUCACAAUUGGAUCAAGUUGAACUCUAACAAGCUUCAGAAAAAUUUUGUCUGUAAAACACCGGAGCACCUAAAUGGGAUGGAAAUUAUUUCAUUGACAGAAGAUCAACUGAUUUGUCCCACCUUUCCACCAACAACUGCUCCCUUGAUUACCACCAUGACCACACUCACCACAACACUUCCAACAACAGCACCAACAACCAUUCUCACAACCACAACAGCUCCCACGACAACACAAAUAACCACAUUCACCACUACAAUGCAAACCACACAGCCAACUACCGUCUAUAUGACCACCGCAUCGACAACAACUUUACAUACUACCACGACUGCAGACACAACUGUUCCACCUACAACCACUAUCGCCACAACUAUUCCACCUACAACCACUAUCACCACAACUAUUCCACCUACAACCACUAUCACCAAAACUAUUCCACCUACAACCACUAUCGCCACAACUAUUCCACCUACAACCACUAUCGCCACAACUAUUCCACCUACAACCACUAUCGCCACAACUAUUCCACCUACAACCACUGUCGCCACAACUAUUCCACCUACAACCACUAUCGCCACAACUAUUCCACCUACAACCACUGUCGCCACAACUACUGAACAGACAACGAAGGCCACAACUCUAGUCACAACAAUUCCAACAACCUCCACCAUGACAACAACUGCACUCACAACCACACCACCCACAACGAAAAAGGCACUCUCCACAACAACUGCAAGUACAACUUGGACGACAACCAGCAUAUUCGGGAUCACACCAGCUCCACUGAUCUUCAUCUGCCAAACUGAAGCAUCCACAGAGGAUGAGUACCCCCAUUUCGCCUCAUUUACGCAUGAUAACGAAGCUCAGCGGUGCAAAACUCCGAUGAUAAUUUACACAUCGUUGCUGGUGGUGGAGAUUGUCUUGACACUGACUCUGGCUAAGUUUACCAUGUCUUUGUAUAGACUGCUGCAAAGUAGUGAGAGGAGGUACAACAGGGUCAAACUCACUAAUUUCUCCUACAGGAGAGAGGUGAUCAUGAGGCCUGUAUGAGACGUAAAACCCUUGAGAAUAUUGGUAAGCCAGAUGCAUCUAUAGACGUGCCUUGUUGUGAAUUUAAAGGUAUGCAUUUAGGCAGCUUGUCAAGACCAAACUGUGGUCCUCAACAGCUUUUUCAGUCAUGCUUCUGAUACCAUCGAACAGAAUACCUUCAACAAAUAGUGUGAAAGACAAUUUAUGGUUUGCAAAAUGUUUGAGACUCUCUUUUAAGCUAGAUUGUUGUAGCUCUUUCUUCAGUUGCUGUAAAUCAUGAUUCAAACCAUAUAACCUUUGUCACUUCAGUUACUGAAUUUUAACCACUUACAUUCGUCUUUACAAGUAAAACAUAUUUCACAUUGGAACAAUAAUCACAGUAGAAAGAAAUGUAUGUUUCUGAUCAAAUAUUGUAGCAGUCCUGUAAAUAAUGUGCUAUUUAUAUAGUUGAACUACCAGGUGAAAGUUAAUAUGGAUAAAUGUUUUCUAUGCUACAAAAUUAUGAUAAAAUAAAAAAUAAUUAAAUAAUUCUGAGUACAUUCACGUGAGUAAAAGCUGCAGGGAGCAAGUUCUAAAAUGCUGAGGGGCUUCUUUGCAUUUCAAACUCCUUGAGCUCCAGAACAUGCUUUACUGUGUAUAUUUUCUGCAGAGAUGCUCAUAUCAUGUUUGUUUGUUUGUUUUUGUUUUGUUUUGUUUUUUUGCCAAAUGUUUUGGCUGUAAAAUGAUUUGUAACACUUAUAUAAUUGAAAGUAUUACUGUUGGACAAUAAUUUUCAGUGAUUUAAGAAAUCCCACCCGGAAAUGUAUUUGAUCACAUAAAAUUUGUUUCAAACUUGAUUCAAUUCGACUUGAAACUUCAAUUAAAAACUCAUUUGAACUGUACCAUUUGUACAAAACACAUGUUUCUUAUGAACUUGUACUGAACAUGUCUUUAGUCUUUAGUCAGGUUGACUUUGAGUCAAGUGCUUUGAGAUGUAACAGCCUAAUCCAUCAAUCUGAAAAAAAAUAAAAUAAUAAAAA